This is a messenger RNA of Mobula hypostoma (lesser devil ray), 1041 nucleotides long. RefSeq names its product forkhead box protein G1-like. Gene Ontology annotation, biological process: regulation of transcription by RNA polymerase II. The record is from RefSeq and is a predicted model, not a curated record. The transcript has a single exon. Gene Ontology annotation, cellular component: nucleus. Bases 1 to 1041 code for a protein of 346 amino acids. Lineage: Eukaryota; Metazoa; Chordata; Chondrichthyes; Myliobatiformes; Myliobatidae. Gene Ontology annotation, molecular function: sequence-specific double-stranded DNA binding; DNA-binding transcription factor activity.
AUGGGAGAGCCCGAAGUGUCCGACCGAGCGCCCUUCGCCAUCAAGAACCUCCUGCCCGAGACGAUGGUCGGCGGGAGCCCCGAGUUGAAGCUGGAGAGAGGCGGUCGCGGGGAGGACGGGCCGUCCGGUGCCGGGAGGUUGCCGGUUCGGGACGUCCCGGGGAAGGAGGCAGAGCGAGACGGAGUGAACGGGGAAGGGAACAGAGACAGUGUCAAGCACGAAAAGCCCCCUUUCAGCUACAAUGCCCUAAUUAUGAUGGCCAUUCGCCAGAGUCCAGAGAAGAGGUUGACGCUGAGUGCCAUUUACGAGUUCAUAAUGCGGAAUUUCCCUUAUUAUAAGGAGAACAAACAAGGUUGGCAGAACUCAAUCAGGCACAACCUGAGUCUGAACAAGUGCUUCGUCAAGGUGCCGAGGCACUACGAUGACCCGGGCAAGGGCAACUAUUGGAUGCUUGACCCCUCCAGCGACGACGUGUUCAUCGGAGGGGCGACCGGCAAACUGCGGAGGAGGUCGACCUCAACCAGGGCCAAGCUGGCUUUCAAGAGGGGAGCGAGACUCGCCUCCCCGGGCUUGGCGCUGGCCGGCUCGCUCUACUGGCCCGUGUCUCCCCUCCUCUCUCUGCACCAAGCCCACCCGGGCCUCGGCGCCGCGGCCUCGUACCCGGACCCGGCCGCCUCCUACGCCGCCGUCCUGUCGCAGCAGCUCGGCGCCGGCGGCGACAAGCUGGCCGCUCUCGACCUGCCCUUCGGCGCCGCCCACCACCAGGUCGCGGCAGCCGCCCUGGCCACCUCCCUGCCCCACGGACUCGCCAUCCCCGCCUCCUACAGACCGUGCUCCGUUAACUUGCUCGCCGGCCAGGCCGGUUACCUCAUCUCACAGUUCCAACACCCGCCGGUGACCGGACCGGCCGCCUCCCUCGGUGGAAUGGGCCCUCCGCUCUUCAAACACAACGAAGAAUUCGUCACGCCUUAUUCCAGCUUUCCCAAUACCUUCCUCCCCAGCCAGACCCAAAACCCUCCCUUCAACCCCCUGGUCCUCUGA